Sabethes cyaneus is the source of this 2163-nucleotide messenger RNA. RefSeq lists its product as uncharacterized. Bases 358 to 1953 code for a protein of 531 amino acids. The record is from RefSeq and is a predicted model, not a curated record. Lineage: Eukaryota; Metazoa; Arthropoda; Insecta; Diptera; Culicidae. The transcript is spliced from 8 exons.
ACACGCAGAGCUUCCGCUUCUUCUUCCUGCGACGGAACAAGGAAAAGGAAAAAAACCCAAUUGCACACAUAUUUUGUUAAUUUUCCUUGACCUGGCAGUGUAGGUGAGCGCCUUUUCUAUUGUGUCCGGAAAAAAGGCGCUUCAAAGACUUUGAUAAUUCGAUGGACUUUCUUAGCCAUUAGGACUUUUCAAGCGAACCAUGAAGCACAUUGUCGAAUCAAAAGUGAUGUGAUACGGAUAGUGAUAUUGUUUUGUGUCUAGUGAAGAAACUAUUUUUUUACUUCAUUCCGUGAUAGGAAUUACUCCGAAUUUAACCUCUAACCCCAGAAAACUAACGAAGCCGAACGUGAUAGCAAAAUGAGCAUUCUCCGAGCUCAGACGAGUGAUGAGCUGGAAACCGUUGAGGCUCAGAAUUCACUGUUCGAACUGCUGUACGAUGGGUCGGCCCGUGCCGUAACGACUCGGGUGGGCCAGUUCGUAUACCGCCGGGUGGACAGUGUGCUGUCGAUCGUGGAGAAAACGGCUCGCUGGAGCCUUCCGCAGGUUACGCUGGUUACGGCAAACGAUGACCCGAACAAGAUCAACAUUACGGCUCCUCCUUUGAUUCGGCCACUACCGUGGCUGCUGUUUCUUCCGGCGCUGAUCGCACUGCGGCUGAUUCGCGCUACACUAUCGUUUCUGGCGCUGAUGCUUGGGCAACCCCCGGUGGAUCCCGUGACGAUGGUAGGCUUCCUGCAGAACAAGCGCAGAAAGCUGCGAGCGCUCAAGUAUCACGGCCAACGGCUAAACAGAAUCAUCCGAGUAGAGUCGUUAAUGGACGAACCUCGACCCACCUGGCUGGAUCGAGUUGCCUUGCCCUUCCGAGGGGUGAUUAGCACCAAAAAACCAGCACUGUUGCGGGCAAAUCAUAAUCCGUGUGAGAAGCAUACAGCUAAGAAACAUAGUACCGAAGAGCGGGACGUUGAGGAUAGUGAUGACUCGGUGGAAGGGGCAGUUUGUGCAGAACUGCUAAAGAAGUACGCAAAUGUUGACGAAGAUUCCAGUUUCAAUGAAAUUAGUAACGGUCAUAUCAAGUCUGCCACCGACCAUGAAGAUCAUUUAGAAAGCCAUGAACCACCUCGACCACCACCACCAGAUAGAUGCAAUUUAAGCCUAGCAGUUGCCUUGAAAGCACAAAUAUCCCUGGGAGCAUCCAAUUCGUUCCUUUUCUCCGGAAGCGUGGUACAACCGAUUCCGAUGUUCACUAGCAACCUGUAUGGGCGCUAUUUCUGUCAUUCGACUUCAAAAUUUGCUAAAUCUACUAACGAUAUUGAGGAAGCUUUUAGCGAAUCUUCAGACUCGUCUAUUUCCGAAAAAUCCACCAGCGAAGCUGAAACGACACUGGACGCACCGGAAGCUAUUUUCCACGAAAACGGCAUGAAUGGCCACGGAGAAAGCGACAAGCCGAAAGUAGCGUCAGCUCAGCCGGCCGACAGCACUAAGGAACCGGAAAAGCCCCAGGAAAAGGCAUCGCUGAACAUCAGCAAAGAGCCCGUCCCGAUCCUCUCCCCCUCGAUUGAGCGGGCCGUAGAGGCAAUCGCCGAAAAUGGAUCCUCCGAAUCGGUGGUGGCCAGCGAACCGAAGCAGGACUCGAAAAGCAAAACUACCGCCGUACCGCCCCCUGCCAAAACAACGGUCGCCGCUGUUGCUCCCGAAGUGGUUGCCCCGAACCCGAAAAGUCUCACGAACACGAACACGAACAGCAGCAAUAAGAGCAAAGUACCGUCGGUCCCGUCGGGUGAAAUGAGGGACAGCACCCAGCAGCGGAUGUUGCAGAACAUUGAGAACAAGAUCAAGCAGCUCAACCCCCAGCCGGCUCCCCUGCAGCCACAGAACCAUCAAUCAGCAAUCACGGCGAACGGCGGCAGUGGUGGCACGCGGAAACAGAAGAGACCAAAUCAGAACCACUCAUAAGUUUAACACUUUUAAGAGGAUUCAUCUUUUUUUUUGCUGGUAACUCGACGGUUUAUUCUUCAUUCUACUCUACUAAUGCUUAAUGAUUGUCUAAUGGAUAUUUAAUUGUGGAACUGAGUGUAACAUUAUUUGAUUUAUUUACAUGAUUCGAUAUGUUUCUUAACCGAGGAUUGCUGGAAGAUUGUUUUGUCGUAUAAAAUAUAGCACGUA